Molecule: messenger RNA, 1506 nt
Organism: Vigna angularis (adzuki bean)
Lineage: Eukaryota; Viridiplantae; Streptophyta; Magnoliopsida; Fabales; Fabaceae
Exons: 4
Coding region: 213-1412 (399 amino acids)
Source: RefSeq, a predicted model, not a curated record
AUUUUUUGAAACUCGGUUGUAACUAUGUCUAUUGGAUUAUAUAAAUUGUAUUCUGUAAUUCAAUUUUUUCCUAAUAUUGUCUCAUUUAUAUGAUACUCUUAACAAGAGUUCACUGUCCACGUUAGCGCACGUUGGAGAAGAAAACAAAGCCUCAGGAAUUGGCAUUGGAUCUGAAUUCUGAUAAUCCUGUUGUGUUUGUGUUGUUUUGUACGAUGAUGAUGGUCACCCAAGCUGAGCUCAUGUUGAGACCCUCCACUCUGGGUCGACACUUCUUCUGCAAAUCGAACUCAUUCUCACGCUCUAGCGCUUGUCUUUCCUUACAACGCGCCGUUUCCACCACGGCAAUCUCCUCCUCUCUCACGCGCCGCCCCAUUCCUCCAGAUUCCAAUCCCCGUAACUUCUUCUUCUCCUCUCUCACCUCUUUCCAAUCCCUAAACUCUUCCUCCCACCUCCCUAAUGCUCCCAACAACCCCUUCCUCUCUCAACCACAAGGUGGUGGUGCCUUCGUCUGGAAUCCCGCUUCCCACACUCCAAGCGCCACACUUUACGGAGCCAAAGACCGCGUGGCCACGGUGGUCCUGCUGGGGUGGCUCGGAGCGAGGACCAAGCACCUCAAGAGGUACGUGGAGUGGUACAAUUCGCGUGGCUUCAACGCGGUUACCUUCGUCGUCGAUGUCGAGGAGCUAUUUCGAAUUGACCUCGGCCACGUCCUCGAGACCCGAAUCUCUCAUCUUGCCGACCACCUCGUUUCUUGGUUGUCUCUUGAGGAACAAGAUGGAAGGGAACGAAGCUUGGUUUUUCACACUUUCAGCAACACGGGUUGGUUUGUUUAUGGCUACAUUCUGGCUCGAAUUCUGGGUAGUGAUGAUCUCAUGGAGAAGAUUAAGGGUUGCAUUGUUGAUUCGGGAGGAGGAGAACCUUUCAAUCCACAGGUCUGGGCUGCUGGCUUUUCUGCUGCUAUACUCAAGAAGCGCAGCUCUUUAGGACCUGUAGUCGAUGUAGAAGGCAAGCAGAAAUCAGAGACUGAAGCUAGCUUGUCAAAUAUUCAGCAAAACCAACCUUCCAAGAUGGAAACAGUGGUCUUGACACUAUUAGAGAAGUUAUUCUCAUUUGUUUUGCAGUUGCCAGAUGUGAAUCAGAGAUUAACAAGGAUUGUGAAUGUGCUCAAGAAACACCAGCCUUGCCCUCAGCUUUACCUGUAUAGUACAGCUGACAAAGUAGUUCCAUUUGAAUCAGUAGAAGCGUUAAUUGAAGAGCAGAGAAAAAUGGCAAAGAGGGUUAGCUCCUUUAACUUUGGAUUAUCUCCCCACGUAGAUCAUUAUAGGACAUUUCCAGACCUGUACUUAUCACAGGUUACUGAAUUUUUGAAACAAUGUUUUACUACGACCACACACACAACUUAUAAGACUUAAGUUGCCAUUCAAAGUGUAAAUUUUUUGCGUAGCAUUAGUCCGUACUGGAAUUUGGUUCCUUUAGUUUUUUCAAACGGAAUGUUGCUCAUUACCA